Octopus sinensis (East Asian common octopus) is the source of this 480-nucleotide messenger RNA. RefSeq lists its product as uncharacterized. Bases 1 to 480 code for a protein of 159 amino acids. Lineage: Eukaryota; Metazoa; Mollusca; Cephalopoda; Octopoda; Octopodidae. The record is from RefSeq and is a predicted model, not a curated record. The transcript has a single exon.
AUGAGCAAAGAAAAAACAAAGUUGUACCAGCAAAAGUUCUGGAAGGAAUGGUGUAAGAUGCCAGCGUUUACUAAGUGGUUGUACGAAGUACCUAGUGCACAGUAUAAAGCACAAUGUAGAUAUUGUAGACGUAAUAUGUUGGCAAAAUAUUCUCUUUUAGUAAGCCACGGAGAAGCAAAGAAACAUAAGGCACCAACUCCACAGCAAAUGAUUCCUCUUACCAAUUUUAUUAAAACCAAAAAUGAUAAGAUAUCUAUGCUUGAAACAAAUUUAGCAAUGUUUAUUUGUUGCUACUCAUCAUUUAAUAGCUGUGAUCACUUAAUAGAGUUAUGUAAGAAUUAUAUGUCUGAUAGUGAUAUUAUAUCCAAAGUGAAGUUGCAUCGUACAAAAUGUGCAAAUAUUGUGAGACAAGCUCUAGCUCCACAUUUUGAUGGAGAUUUGAUUUCUGAUAUAGGAGAUAGAAAAUUUAGCCUGUUAUGA